Angiostrongylus costaricensis is the source of this 336-nucleotide messenger RNA. Lineage: Eukaryota; Metazoa; Nematoda; Chromadorea; Rhabditida; Metastrongylidae. The record is from the annotation of a GenBank genome assembly.
AUGAGGAUGGAUCGCUUUGGCUUUCACAUACGGCUGAGACGAUUUGCCCAUUCUUUGGACAUCGGAUGGAUAUUCACUCGCAAUGAGCCACCGGCGGUUGAUUUGAUAACACUCGAAUUCAACAAGAAGUUCACUAUUGCGGUUGCUAUUAUUACCAGAAGUAUUAUCAGUAUAUCUGCUUUUUUUAUUUCGCAAGCUUUCCUAACAAAGAAGAAUAACGAAGGCUCUGAAAUGGAUGUGAACUUUGGCGAGAAUUCUUUGACUCGAGCUGCAAAUCCACCAACAUCAGAACUUCAUGAGGGAGCCAACUACGACGCUAUUGUUCAAAUCACCUAG